Messenger RNA from Panicum virgatum (switchgrass), 1465 nucleotides. Its product is annotated as protein G1-like3. The record is from RefSeq and is a predicted model, not a curated record. Gene Ontology annotation, cellular component: nucleus. Gene Ontology annotation, biological process: mRNA transcription; response to light stimulus. The transcript is spliced from 3 exons. Lineage: Eukaryota; Viridiplantae; Streptophyta; Magnoliopsida; Poales; Poaceae. The coding region runs from base 517 to 1122 and encodes 201 amino acids.
CGCUUUCACCCACCCCUACCACCGCUAGGCUACCGCUCCGGGAGAGAGAGAUAGGAGAAAAAAUGAAAAUAUUUUUACCUUUUUUUAUACUUAAUAUUUUACCUUUAGUCAUGUCACCUCUCACCUCACAGUGUCCCUGUCCUCCCUUUACACUUAAAAGCCCUAACAGUGCCGCGCCAGCUGUUGCUGUUCCUCCCCUCUGUUCCAUCUCUCCCGGUUGCUCCGCAGAUCUCCCCUUUUUAGGCCAAACAAUCUAUCCACCACCACCCCCCGGCCCUCCUAAAAAUAGUAGCCCACACCUUCUCUCCCCACUCCUGAUGAAGCUCCUCGGAUCAAUGGGCCGCCUAUGAGACGACGAGCAACGGCAGUCAGCAACAACCGAAGACCACCACUGCCACUCCAGGUAGCUAGCUUGAGAAGGUCAGCUUCAGCUCCAGCUAGAGACCUGCUGGAGUCUCCUCCAACCGCUCCGACGGGCCCUCCACCGAGAUCAGCCGGCAUCGCCACGAAAGAUUGAUGGACCUGUCGCCGAACCCCGAGAGCCCGGGCGGCGGCGGCGGUGAUGGCGGCGGCGGAGCCGGUGGAUCGAGCAGCGGCGGGGGGGCGUCCUCGUCGGCGGGCGGCGGCGGCGCGCCGCAGACGCCGAGCCGGUACGAGGCGCAGAAGCGGCGGGACUGGAACACGUUCGGGCAGUACCUGCGGAACCACCGGCCUCCGCUGAGCCUGGCGCAGUGCAGCGGCGCCCACGUCCUCGAGUUCCUGCGGUACCUGGACCAGUUCGGCAAGACCAAGGUGCACACGGCGGCGUGCCCCUUCUUCGGGCACCCGAACCCGCCGGCGCCGUGCCCCUGCCCGCUGCGCCAAGCGUGGGGCAGCCUGGACGCGCUGGUGGGCCGCCUCCGAGCCGCCUUCGAGGAGAACGGCGGCCGGCCGGAGUCCAACCCCUUCGCGGCGCGCGCCGUCCGCCUCUACCUCCGCGAGGUCCGCGAGCACCAGGCCCGCGCGCGCGGCGUCAGCUACGAGAAGAAGAAGCGCAAGAAGCCGCAGCCGCCGGCCGAUCACGCCGGCGGCAGCGGACACCCGCCGCCUCCGGCGCCGCCGCCCGCCGGCGCGGCGUGCUGAGGAACGACAUGCACCCGCCACCAGCGCCCAUUUGGUAUGCCGGACUGAGCAUAUUUUAUGUAGGUUUCGAUCGAUUUCCGUGUGCAUGCAUGCAUGGUUUGCUGCCAUUAUUUUGCUUGCGAUGCUUCAGCUUCUUCUUCCUCGAUCAGACUCUGCCGAUCAUGUGCCGGGCUACAUUGUUAUUUCACUCCUGCUCUCUCUAGUCUCUGCUGCUAGCUUCAAUUUCUAGCUACCACUACCGCUUAAUUUUCGUGUCAAGCAGCUAGUUCAGUUCAAUCUGUUGCUACGCUGGAAGGAAAUCAUCAAUGGAUCAUCAAUGAGACUUGAGUUACCUUACUUUUCA